AUGUGCACUGGAACACUGGCAGCGCCUGGAUAAGGAUCCAUGCUGAAAACUCAAAAAUAAGGAUGCUGAAAAAACAAGGAUCCAAUGUGAAACAAAAGCUGAUAAAUUAAUACAACUCUGCUGUUAUACCACGCUUCAGAAUAUCCUCGUCUCAAAGCGUGUACACGUCCCCAUAGCAACGGCUUGGUCUCGCGAUGUCCACAGGCUAGUGUGUUCGCGUUUGAAGGAGUUUCCAAGGGGGCUUCUUCCGUUGGAGAGACAGUGAGAGAAACCGACAAUCGUUUCUGUCUUCCAGGCGUCUGAGGCUUAUAACAAGGGCAUGGGUUGUUUUAAAAAUAUCAACACAUACAGUCUUCGAGCAAAGUGUUCUGAAAAUAUCUAACAUUACGCUGUUUCGGAUGAACACAAGGGAAGUUUCGUUUUUGGCGGGUUACUUUAAAACAGACAUCUGGCAUGGUGGACUAACUUAAUCUAGCUAGCUAAAUGUGUCUAAAAGUCGUCUUCCGUAGCUCGGAAAAUACGUUUCUUUCGAUGUACGAUUGUAUGAACGCAGUUUUUGUUGUUUAAGGUUACGUUACCGGAUAUAUCAGAUAUUUUAUCGCCGAACAUGUCUGUAGUUUUGGAUGAAGUAAUUAAAAUAUGCAAAGCAGAAGAGGCAAAGCUCACUGAAAGGAUCCGACAGUGCAAAGACAUUUUACGUUCAAUGAAGACGCUUGUGAACGAUAGCAGUGCUAUAGACGAAUCAACCAGCCCUGAUGUCAAAUAUGAUGACAUGCUUCUGAAAGAUCAGCAAGAAAUUGAACUACUGGAACAAGUUCUGAAAAGGGCAUUAAAAAUUCGCAGCGGCUCUGCAGUGCCCAGAGACCUUGGUGCUGACUUGCAUGAAAAAAAGCAGUCAAAAACCAGUCACAGUAAAGUACCCAUUAAAAACACUGUUAAAGAUGCUGAUAAAAUAAAAACACAAACGUUAUCAUCCUCCACUGAGGUGCAAGGAAGAGGUCACCAGCGAGGAGGAUCACUGAAAGGUGUUGCUGUAUGUGGACCUGUUCCUGUGAAACCUGUACUAGUCAAGAGAGGACCGUCACCUCAGGCCACCACCAGAGGGAAACUGCUGGUAACAAAACCUGCUCCAGCACAGGUCUUGGAAGACCAAAAAAGGUCCUGUCAGCCAGCCACUCAUUCCAAAGACUCAUAUAGAGAAAUGAUAGUAGGUGUACCUUCUGAAGACAAGGAGUUAAAAACAAGUAGUCAGAUGUCUUCUCCAAAGGAGCAAUGGGUGCCUUCCCCAUUGUUGCCAGUAUGGAGAGCACAAAGGGCCAAAAAGAACAGUCUGUGGAAUAAAGUUCUGACCCGACACCCCAAGCCUGUACCUGAGCGAUCUCACUUUAAGGAGAGACUUAUCAGCACCUUCCCAGUGGAAUGGCCCUCUGACCAGGCAGCAGCCGGAGGAGCAGAGCUGGACGCCCUCACACAGCUGGGGCUGGACCUGACUCACUGUUAUCAUGCUGAGCUCCAGAACUGUCAGCUUUUAUCGGCCUUCGUGCCGGGCAAGGAUCCAGAAACAUUGAUGGAGAGGGAUUAUGAAUCUUGGCUAAUGCUGGAGGGACUGGAAAGAAUGAUGGCCAAAGUCAUUAAGCAUGCUGACCACCUUAAAAAAGAUUGGGAGAGGAAGGUUGGGGGGCCACUGUUCCCGCUCCGUACGAGAGGUGAGUGGGGUGACCUGAAGACAUCCUGCCUGCCCCCCCUGCUAUUCUACAGCACUGAAGCUGAGUUGGAGGAGCUGGACACUCUGAGGCUCCGAGUUGAUCAGCUACAACUGGAGAUUCGCCUGCACCAGGCCAUAUCUGAUACUCUCACACACAGUCUGACCUCUCAGCAGUCUUCAUCUGAGUGUCCCAAUGCUACUGCACUACGUGGCCAGUAUUCACUCCUUGGAGAGGGGGGUGCACGGUUUCCUGCCCUGGUUUUGGACUCUGAGCCAGACCAAAAAUGAACAAAGACUGCUGUUCAGUAUUAACUGGACCUCAUGUCUCUCAGGACACAGUAGUAAAACCGGACCCUUUUAGGACCCUGAGAACUGAUUUGAGGUCAUCUUCCUAAACAUCAAUUUAGAAGAGAUUUUUUGUGAGCUGCUUGUGUCUGACAGAUGUUUGCUCAAAUGCCUCUUAUCUACUGUGUUAAAUGCUGGGAUCUGAGAGUCUGCAGCUGCCCUGACGAAGCAGGAAUAAAGCUGCCAGCUGGUGUUCUUCUGUCAUUAACGGCUCUAUCUUCCUUUUGCUAAUGCUGUUUUUUCCCCAUUACUGCAGGAGCUGAUUUGGUAGCUUACUGAAAGCUUUUCAUCCUAAGGCUGAAAGUUUCUCUCACAAAUAUAGCAAUACAUGCAGAGUAGCCUCAUGGGGUACAUGGUGCUGAGUUAUCACCAGCAGAGAGCACUGUGCUUAUAUUUUGGUCAAUCCCUUUGUAUUUUAUACUCUGGGUAUGGCAGCAUAUUCUGGACUUUAUUCAGAUUCAAAUGCAAAUUUGAAAAAGGCUAGUUCAGUUUUGUUUUUAGAAUUGCAUUUCCCAUAUGAGUGUGUAUUAUUUAGGAUAUAAUUCAAAUGCAGAAUGUGCGUUUGUGUUUCUGCGCAUAAGCUGUAAAGGUUAAUAUGGAAAAGCAAAGUGAAAACCUUUCAUUUUCAUUGUUUUAAUGGUCUGACUCUGGCAUAUUAAAAACAGAAUAACAAGCACCCAUUUCAACUACAUUUCCUUAUCAUGAUGCUUCAG
Colossoma macropomum (tambaqui) is the source of this 2763-nucleotide messenger RNA. RefSeq lists its product as uncharacterized. The record is from RefSeq and is a predicted model, not a curated record. The transcript has 9 exons. Lineage: Eukaryota; Metazoa; Chordata; Actinopteri; Characiformes; Serrasalmidae. The coding region runs from base 608 to 1993 and encodes 461 amino acids.